CUAAUCCAUAACAGCAGGAUACUCCUCAAGCAGGUGGGAGACUUUAGCAUCAUCCAUAUGGUCUUGGUUUUUCAGACAUGAAUAAUGCAAGAGUUAUGGGAUCACAGCAGUUUCUACCCAGAUUUCAAAGGAAGGCCUGGGAGGCUGGGCAAUGUGCCCCUCAUAGGGCAGUGAGUGAAGCUAUAAGAGUGAAGUGGAGACCCUAGAAGUUGGAGGUACUAAGAACAUGGAUCUUCUGCUGAGGAAAGAUGCCGGCAGUGAGCAGACACCCCAAGAGAGAGGCCAUGCCCUCAUAGUGAAGAGCUUGCUUGGAGUCUCAGAGGAAACUUUGUGCUUGGACUUUUCAGCAAUGCCAGAAUGGACCCUGCUCGCGUCAGUGCUGUCCACUCUGCUGUCCCCUGCACCGCCCCUGGCCCCUCCAAGAAGCUGUGUGUUCAGUAAAGAGUGGCAAGCUCCAGGAGUCAGCGUCUCAGCCUGGGCAGUAUGUCAGCCAACCACAGGAGCAGCAAGAGACAAGAGUGCAGUCUCAUUGGAGUACGCGGCGGCCUCUGGAGUAGGAAAGGAAGCCCCAGCCUGGGUAAUGUUUUGGCAUCAGCUCUGGGUCAAGGUGCAAUACGCAAGGGCAGCCCGUGUGUCUUGGUCACUGUCCCAUUUCUGGGACACAGAUCCAGACACCCACAGUUCUAGACACCCAGCACCCACAGUGCCCCACCCUCGCGAAGGAGAAGAGGUUUUCUCUGGCUCGUGGGUACAGUCCAUGGCAGGCUGGCGUCAAGGCGGAAACGGCAUGGUGGAGGGCCCUGGACGAGGACAGCCGCUCACAUCAUGGCAGCCAGAGAGCAAAGGGCGGAGCCUCGCGAGAGAGACGUCCAGGUUCCUCGGAGUCUGACAGACACUCAACAUCAUCAUUUUGGAUAUUAAUUAUCCCUGUAAUGUGGCAGUGGAAAAUACAUUUUAAAAGAAUUCUGUUUUGUGCAACUCGGUAAACUGAUGCCUUAAUUUCCCUGCUCUGUGCUGCUUUGGAAACAUCACAAUGGAGUCAGUAAACUGGAGCAGUUUUAAUUGUUUCUUCCCUUUUCCUGGAAGCACAGCCAGGAGCGAAUGGCCUCAUGUAGCUUAACCCCACCCCCGAAUAUAAACACACCUAAGGAUUGACGAGUGAACGUCAGUUCUUCAAGCAAAGCUUGGUAGUGUGGUGCGUGUUGGAGUGACUGUCCAGAAACAGUGUCCUCGGGGCCCUCGGUGUCCUCUCUCCUUGUCACCCUGCUUCCACCCCAGCACGCACUGUCACAAGCCCAGCUCUCAGGAGUAGGCUUGCUUGGCUAGGGAUGCUCCUAUGAGUUCAGCUGGCUGUGUGGAUGUUACAAAAUACUGCUGCCAUCAAACAGGCCCAUCUCUGACAGGGCCCUGACACGUCAGAUCCCACUCUCUGAAAACGCAGAAUUGUUGGUACUUUCAUACUCCACUGUUUGGAGAUCCAUGGCAUUUGGGUCUAUGUCUUAAACAUCAGCGCUAGGAACAUACUGUGGACACUAGCGGGGGCACUGUGGCUGCUUAAAAUGUCAAAAGGCAGAGCCUAGUUCCCCUCCCCUCAAAUGUGGGCUGGAUUUAGUGACUUGCAUCUAACAACAAUAGAACAACACAGAAAAAGUGGCAUGUGGUUUUGGAGAUGUGGGGUUCAGAGGAGAUUUGGCCUCCAGCCUGCUCUCUCAGAGCUUACCCUCUGCAGGCCAGCUGCUCCAUCGGGAGAGGGUCCCCAGUGGGGGAUAGUCCUGUGAGCCCUCCAGAUGUGCAGCCCCAGGGGACAGCCUGCCUACAGCCCGUUUCAGCCACGGCCAUUUGCCUGGCUUUAGAAGCCGUGAGGUAAGGAAUAUUGGUGGUUUGGGCGGCUGUGUCUGAGGAAUCCAUUACACAGCAAUGCAUGGAAUAUAUGCCCCUUCCUGAGGUGGUCUGUAACUGUCACCUCGCC
Heterocephalus glaber (naked mole-rat) is the source of this 1969-nucleotide messenger RNA. Lineage: Eukaryota; Metazoa; Chordata; Mammalia; Rodentia; Bathyergidae. The record is from RefSeq and is a predicted model, not a curated record.